Messenger RNA from Caenorhabditis sp. 36 PRJEB53466, 2300 nucleotides. The record is from the annotation of a GenBank genome assembly. Lineage: Eukaryota; Metazoa; Nematoda; Chromadorea; Rhabditida; Rhabditidae.
AUGUCAGAUGCUUCAUCGACGUCCGUCGCGAACGACGACGGCCCUUCCUUGGUCAGUUUACUCUCCAAUUAUGAAGCGCACGUCUAAAUUUCGCAAAAUUUCCAGGUUGGCACAGAAUCGUCAGAACAAAAGAGCAAAAGCCCUCCACCUCUUCCAAGCUCUAAGCCUGUUGUGAGAACUGAUGCCGACGAAGUUGCGAAAGCGACUGAUGGUGAUUCACUCACCGUUUUCGAAUAAAGACAGUUGCUUUUCAGUUCCGACGGGCGAUCUCAUCAGAUUUGAAAGCGAAGAAGAACGGGCGGCAACAGUCGAAAACGGAGGUGUUCCGACCGGCUCGGCUACCUCCUCGUCUACUCCAAUAGAGCAAAGUUUGCCGAUGGAGGAUCUUAUGCGUGCUUUUCUGAAAGAGGACGAAGGAUUAACCGAGCAAGACUAUUUGCGAAGAUUUUAUGUACGUAUUUUUCCAUUACUUAUUUUAAUGGGUUGCCAAGUAUUUCAGCAAAUACGCAUCGAACAAGAUAAAAUUCGAGCAGAGCCCGAGUACAAGUCCGAUCAGGCUCUAGCGCAAACAUACAGAAAUCGGUAUAGAGAUGUUCUGCCAUGUAAACCCUAUACAAUGGGGAUUUCGAGUUCACAUUGUAUCAUUUUCAGAUGACCAUAAUCGAGUUGCUAUCGGGACAAACACUGACAAUCCGGAAGGAUAUGUGAAUGCAUCGUUUGUCUCGGUUCCAAAUGGGAAAACGAACUUCAUCGCUGCACAAGCCCCUCUCUUGACGACAUUGGAAGAAUGGUGGAAGAUGAUUGACGAGCAGAACGUUCAUCUAAUUGUGAUGCUUUGCAAGCUGAUCGAACAGAACAAGAUCAAGUGCGAGAGAUACUAUCCAGAAGUUGUUGGAGAAAGCGAUCUGUUCGGAGACUACGAGAUCACCCUGCUGGAGGAGAGAACAUUCGAAGAUAAUGACGAGUAUCUGAUGCGCGUGCUGAAGCUGGAGAACCACUCGAAAGGACUGAGCCGGAAGAUUCACCAGCUGCACUAUCGUGAGUGGCCGGAUCACGGAUGCCCAUCUGGAGUGAAACAACUACUGAGCAUGAUUGAGCUUAUGGAAAGCGUCCAUGUGGAAAACGCCCCUGAAGCUCCGAUUCUGGUGCACUGCAGUGCUGGCGUUGGAAGAACGGGCACCAUCAUCGCUGUCAACCAUUUCAGAGAGCUGAUAAAGGCGAAUGCGCUCCCCUCCAUCGAUAUCUUCAGUCUUGUGGUAACAAUGCGCAAGCAGAGAGCAAGCAUGGUGCAGACACAUGUGAGAUUUGGAAUCUUGGCAGCUGCUCGUUUAAAUUCUCCGAUUUUCAGGAUCAGUUCAUGUUUGUGCACAAAUGCAUCGCUUCUUACUGCCGUCGACAUCUGGGCCUCCCAGAACCAAAGCCGGAGGACAUGACAGCGGUUCGGAAGAUAUCUCUGACAUAUUUCGUACAAUCCAAACAGUUUCAGAACCAAUUUCUGAUCGACGCCAGCGGAUUCGUCCGACUUAUCGCUCCGCCCACUCCGACCAAUAUUGAUCAGACGGGCACAAUAUACAAUCCAGGUUCGGCGACGCAGCCACCAAUAAAAGAAGACGAGGACGCCAUCAAUGUGCCGGAUUUUCCGGAAGAGCCGCCUGCCCCGAUGGGGCCGGAGGAUCUAGGCAGCAGUGCGGCGUUGUAAAUGUGAGUUAUUCUGUUUGUAGUUAUUAUGAAUUUGUUUCGGUGUUCUGUUAGGGGAACGUAAAACAGUCCUGCAUCAUUACAGAACGGUUGAUUUUGCGGAAAUGUAGAAUUUUCCAUCAGGUUUGACUUCAUUGUUUGAAACUUCUUUUCCAAUAACCUCUCCCGAAUGUAUUCCCACAUCAUGCUUCUCUCCCUCUCCCCAUUCACAAAUUUUUCCUUACAUUUCCGGAAAAAAACACCUUCGUCCGGCAAUGGAACACGAAUAAAAACACUGUUCCGCACUCCUGCUUUUCUCUCCCACAGUCCCCAUUAGAACUUUCACGACCGAAUCCACUAAUCCGUUCAUGUUUCAGCCUGAAGUCUCCUCGAUCGGUUCUACUUCAUCAACAACUGCUUUCCGUUCCACCAUCGACUCUCUCGUCAACCGUGCUUCCACCGCUUUCCGUGAGCAGAAGGGCCGUCUCGAACGUGGGACGUCCCGUUUUCUCGACUCGCUCAAGCGGUCGGCAAGCACGCAGAGCAGUUCGUCUUCCUCCGAUCCAUCAUCCUCCGAUCCAACCUCAUCUUCCACCCCUUCCACAACUUCUUCAUCUUCCUAG